Pistacia vera is the source of this 1203-nucleotide messenger RNA. RefSeq names its product TMV resistance protein N-like. The coding region runs from base 1 to 1203 and encodes 400 amino acids. The transcript has 2 exons. Gene Ontology annotation, biological process: defense response; signal transduction. Gene Ontology annotation, molecular function: ADP binding. Lineage: Eukaryota; Viridiplantae; Streptophyta; Magnoliopsida; Sapindales; Anacardiaceae. The record is from RefSeq and is a predicted model, not a curated record.
AUGGCCUCUUCAUUUCUUUCUUCUUCUAAUUGUAAAUGGAAAUACGAUGUGUUCUUGAGUUUUAGAGGUGAAGAUACUAGAAAGAAUUUCACUGACCAUCUAUAUGCUGCCUUAGAUCAAAAGGGAAUUUUCGCGUUUAGGGACGAUGAAGAACUUGAGAGAGGAAAGGAAAUUUCAUCUGAGCUCUUGAGUGCAAUUGAGAAAUCCAUGAUUUCCAUCAUAAUUUUAUCCAAAAACUAUGUUUCUUCUACAUGGUGUCUAGAAGAACUUGCAAAAAUUGUUGAGUGCAUAGAGGAGAAGCAACAUACUGCUUUACCAAUUUUUUAUUAUGUAAAUCCAUCUGAUGUACGGAAUCAGACCGGAGAUUUCAAGAAAGCAUUUGAUAAACAUGAAGAAAGUUUCAGGGAGAAUAAGCAAAAGGUGGAAAGCCAUGAAUCUGAAAUUAUCCAAACAAUUGUUAACAUGAUAUCCCGAAAAUUGGAUACUCCAUUCCCAAUUAAUGUCCCUAAGGACCUUGUUGGAGUAGAGUCUCGUGUCGAGAAAUUGAUAAAGUACUUAAAGCCACUGUCAAAUAAUGUUCGUUUCAUUGGCAUAGUGGGAAUGGGUGGAAUAGGUAAAACUACACUUGCUAGAGUUGUAUACGACUGGCUAUCAGAUCAAUAUGAAGGUUCUUGCUUUCUUGCCAAUGUUAGAGAAGUCUCUCAAAAUAGAGGUCUAAUUUGUUUACAAGAACAGCUUCUGUCAGAGGUACUUUUCCGUAAAAAAUCAAAUAUAUUGGAUGUUCAGAAAGGAAUCCAAUUGAUAAUAAGAGGGCUACAUCGGAAAAAGGUUUUGCUGGUUCUUGAUGAUGUUGAUAACAAGAAACAACUAAAAGCAUUGGCUGCUGCACCUGAUUGGUUUGUAUCUGGGAGUAGAAUCAUCAUUACAACAAGAGAUGAACAUUUGCUAGUACCAUGGAGUCCAAUAUAUUAUAAGGUUGGAGGAUUGGAUCAUGAUGAAGCUAACGAGCUCUUACAAAUGAAGGCUUUCAAACAUAAACAACCUACACAUGAACAUUUUGAGAUGUCAAAGCAUGUUCAUAAACUACACACAAGGCCUUCCGUUAGCUGUUGUAUUUGUGGAUCAUUUUUAUGUGACAGAAGUGUUGACAAAUGGAAAAGCGCCUUGGAUAGGCUAAAAGAACAUCCUGAUAAGAAAUUUUGA